This is a messenger RNA of Closterium sp. Naga37s-1, 16602 nucleotides long. NCBI's taxonomy places the organism in Eukaryota, Viridiplantae, Streptophyta, Zygnematophyceae, Desmidiales, Closteriaceae. The record is from the annotation of a GenBank genome assembly.
UGUGCAACAGCAGGCGAUGUGGAUGGCAUGGUGUCUGGCGCCGUGCACACCACCAUCGCCACCAUCCGCCCGGCUGUACAGAUGAUCCCCGUGAGUAGAGAUGGUGAUGAUCCCUGUGACUGCUGCUCUGAGUGUGCAACAGCAGGCGAUGUGGAUGGCAUGGUGUCUGGCGCCGUGCACACCACCAUCGCCACCAUCCGCCCGGCUGUACAGAUGAUCCCCGUGAGCAGAGAUGGUGAUGAUCCCUGUGACUGCUGCUCUGAGUGUGCAACAGCAGGCGAUGUGGAUGGCAUGGUGUCUGGCGCCGUGCACACCACCAUCGCCACCAUCCGCCCGGCUGUACAGAUGAUCCCCGUGAGUAGAGAUGGUGAUGAUCCCUGUGACUGCUGCUCUGAGUGUGCAACAGCAGGCGAUGUGGAUGGCAUGGUGUCUGGCGCCGUGCACACCACCAUCGCCACCAUCCGCCCGGCUGUACAGAUGAUCCCCGUGAGCAGAGAUGGUGAUGAUCCCUGUGACUGCUGCUCUGAGUGUGCAACAGCAGGCGAUGUGGAUGGCAUGGUGUCUGGCGCCGUGCACACCACCAUCGCCACCAUCCGCCCGGCUGUACAGAUGAUCCCCGUGAGUAGAGAUGGUGAUGAUCCCUGUGACUGCUGCUCUGAGUGUGCAACAGCAGGCGAUGUGGAUGGCAUGGUGUCUGGCGCCGUGCACACCACCAUCGCCACCAUCCGCCCGGCUGUACAGAUGAUCCCCGUGAGUAGAGAUGGUGAUGAUCCCUGUGACUGCUGCUCUGAGUGUGCAACAGCAGGCGAUGUGGAUGGCAUGGUGUCUGGCGCCGUGCACACCACCAUCGCCACCAUCCGCCCGGCUGUACAGAUGAUACCCGUGAGUAGAGAUGGUGAUGAUCCCUGUGACUGCUGCUCUGAGUGUGCAACAGCAGGCGAUGUGGAUGGCAUGGUGUCUGGCGCCGUGCACACCACCAUCGCCACCAUCCGCCCGGCUGUACAGAUGAUACCCGUGAGUAGAGAUGGUGAUGAUCCCUGUGACUGCUGCUCUGAGUGUGCAACAGCAGGCGAUGUGGAUGGCAUGGUGUCUGGCGCCGUGCACACCACCAUCGCCACCAUCCGCUCGGCUGUACAGAUGAUCCCCGUGAGUAGAGAUGGUGAUGAUCCCUGUGACUGCUGCUCUGAGUGUGCAACAGCAGGCGAUGUGGAUGGCAUGGUGUCUGGCGCCGUGCACACCACCAUCGCCACCAUCCGCCCGGCUGUACAGAUGAUCCCCGUGAGUAGAGAUGGUGAUGAUCCCUGUGACUGCUGCUCUGAGUGUGCAACAGCAGGCGAUGUGGAUGGCAUGGUGUCUGGCGCCGUGCACACCACCAUCGCCACCAUCCGCCCGGCUGUACAGAUGAUCCCCGUGAGUAGAGAUGGUGAUGAUCCCUGUGACUGCUGCUCUGAGUGUGCAACAGCAGGCGAUGUGGAUGGCAUGGUGUCUGGCGCCGUGCACACCACCAUCGCCACCAUCCGCCCGGCUGUACAGAUGAUACCCGUGAGUAGAGAUGGUGAUGAUCCCUGUGACUGCUGCUCUGAGUGUGCAACAGCAGGCGAUGUGGAUGGCAUGGUGUCUGGCGCCGUGCACACCACCAUCGCCACCAUCCGCCCGGCUGUACAGAUGAUACCCGUGAGUAGAGAUGGUGAUGAUCCCUGUGACUGCUGCUCUGAGUGUGCAACAGCAGGCGAUGUGGAUGGCAUGGUGUCUGGCGCCGUGCACACCACCAUCGCCACCAUCCGCCCGGCUGUACAGAUGAUCCCCGUGAGUAGAGAUGGUGAUGAUCCCUGUGACUGCUGCUCUGAGUGUGCAACAGCAGGCGAUGUGGAUGGCAUGGUAUCUGGCGCCGUGCACACCACCAUCGCCACCAUCCGCCCGGCUGUACAGAUGAUCCCCGUGAGUAGAGAUGGUGAUGAUCCCUGUGACUGCUGCUCUGAGUGUGCAACAGCAGGCGAUGUGGAUGGCAUGGUGUCUGGCGCCGUGCACACCACCAUCGCCACCAUCCGCCCGGCUGUACAGAUGAUACCCGUGAGUAGAGAUGGUGAUGAUCCCUGUGACUGCUGCUCUGAGUGUGCAACAGCAGGCGAUGUGGAUGGCAUGGUGUCUGGCGCCGUGCACACCACCAUCGCCACCAUCCGCCCGGCUGUACAGAUGAUACCCGUGAGUAGAGAUGGUGAUGAUCCCUGUGACUGCUGCUCUGAGUGUGCAACAGCAGGCGAUGUGGAUGGCAUGGUGUCUGGCGCCGUGCACACCACCAUCGCCACCAUCCGCCCGGCUGUACAGAUGAUCCCCGUGAGUAGAGAUGGUGAUGAUCCCUGUGACUGCUGCUCUGAGUGUGCAACAGCAGGCGAUGUGGAUGGCAUGGUGUCUGGCGCCGUGCACACCACCAUCGCCACCAUCCGCCCGGCUGUACAGAUGAUACCCGUGAGUAGAGAUGGUGAUGAUCCCUGUGACUGCUGCUCUGAGUGUGCAACAGCAGGCGAUGUGGAUGGCAUGGUGUCUGGCGCCGUGCACACCACCAUCGCCACCAUCCGCCCGGCUGUACAGAUGAUCCCCGUGAGUAGAGAUGGUGAUGAUCCCUGUGACUGCUGCUCUGAGUGUGCAACAGCAGGCGAUGUGGAUGGCAUGGUGUCUGGCGCCGUGCACACCACCAUCGCCACCAUCCGCCCGGCUGUACAGAUGAUCCCCGUGAGUAGAGAUGGUGAUGAUCCCUGUGACUGCUGCUCUGAGUGUGCAACAGCAGGCGAUGUGGAUGGCAUGGUGUCUGGCGCCGUGCACACCACCAUCGCCACCAUCCGCCCGGCUGUACAGAUGAUACCCGUGAGUAGAGAUGGUGAUGAUCCCUGUGACUGCUGCUCUGAGUGUGCAACAGCAGGCGAUGUGGAUGGCAUGGUGUCUGGCGCCGUGCACACCACCAUCGCCACCAUCCGCCCGGCUGUACAGAUGAUACCCGUGAGUAGAGAUGGUGAUGAUCCCUGUGACUGCUGCUCUGAGUGUGCAACAGCAGGCGAUGUGGAUGGCAUGGUGUCUGGCGCCGUGCACACCACCAUCGCCACCAUCCGCCCGGCUGUACAGAUGAUACCCGUGAGUAGAGAUGGUGAUGAUCCCUGUGACUGCUGCUCUGAGUGUGCAACAGCAGGCGAUGUGGAUGGCAUGGUGUCUGGCGCCGUGCACACCACCAUCGCCACCAUCCGCCCGGCUGUACAGAUGAUCCCCGUGAGUAGAGAUGGUGAUGAUCCCUGUGACUGCUGCUCUGAGUGUGCAACAGCAGGCGAUGUGGAUGGCAUGGUGUCUGGCGCCGUGCACACCACCAUCGCCACCAUCCGCCCGGCUGUACAGAUGAUACCCGUGAGUAGAGAUGGUGAUGAUCCCUGUGACUGCUGCUCUGAGUGUGCAACAGCAGGCGAUGUGGAUGGCAUGGUGUCUGGCGCCGUGCACACCACCAUCGCCACCAUCCGCCCGGCUGUACAGAUGAUCCCCGUGAGUAGAGAUGGUGAUGAUCCCUGUGACUGCUGCUCUGAGUGUGCAACAGCAGGCGAUGUGGAUGGCAUGGUGUCUGGCGCCGUGCACACCACCAUCGCCACCAUCCGCCCGGCUGUACAGAUGAUCCCCGUGAGUAGAGAUGGUGAUGAUCCCUGUGACUGCUGCUCUGAGUGUGCAACAGCAGGCGAUGUGGAUGGCAUGGUGUCUGGCGCCGUGCACACCACCAUCGCCACCAUCCGCCCGGCUGUACAGAUGAUCCCCGUGAGUAGAGAUGGUGAUGAUCCCUGUGACUGCUGCUCUGAGUGUGCAACAGCAGGCGAUGUGGAUGGCAUGGUGUCUGGCGCCGUGCACACCACCAUCGCCACCAUCCGCCCGGCUGUACAGAUGAUCCCCGUGAGUAGAGAUGGUGAUGAUCCCUGUGACUGCUGCUCUGAGUGUGCAACAGCAGGCGAUGUGGAUGGCAUGGUGUCUGGCGCCGUGCACACCACCAUCGCCACCAUCCGCCCGGCUGUACAGAUGAUCCCCGUGAGUAGAGAUGGUGAUGAUCCCUGUGACUGCUGCUCUGAGUGUGCAACAGCAGGCGAUGUGGAUGGCAUGGUGUCUGGCGCCGUGCACACCACCAUCGCCACCAUCCGCCCGGCUGUACAGAUGAUACCCGUGAGUAGAGAUGGUGAUGAUCCCUGUGACUGCUGCUCUGAGUGUGCAACAGCAGGCGAUGUGGAUGGCAUGGUGUCUGGCGCCGUGCACACCACCAUCGCCACCAUCCGCCCGGCUGUACAGAUGAUCCCCGUGAGUAGAGAUGGUGAUGAUCCCUGUGACUGCUGCUCUGAGUGUGCAACAGCAGGCGAUGUGGAUGGCAUGGUGUCUGGCGCCGUGCACACCACCAUCGCCACCAUCCGCCCGGCUGUACAGAUGAUCCCCGUGAGUAGAGAUGGUGAUGAUCCCUGUGACUGCUGCUCUGAGUGUGCAACAGCAGGCGAUGUGGAUGGCAUGGUGUCUGGCGCCGUGCACACCACCAUCGCCACCAUCCGCCCGGCUGUACAGAUGAUACCCGUGAGUAGAGAUGGUGAUGAUCCCUGUGACUGCUGCUCUGAGUGUGCAACAGCAGGCGAUGUGGAUGGCAUGGUGUCUGGCGCCGUGCACACCACCAUCGCCACCAUCCGCCCGGCUGUACAGAUGAUCCCCGUGAGUAGAGAUGGUGAUGAUCCCUGUGACUGCUGCUCUGAGUGUGCAACAGCAGGUGAUGUGGAUGGCAUGGUGUCUGGCGCCGUGCACACCACCAUCGCCACCAUCCGCCCGGCUGUACAGAUGAUCCCCGUGAGUAGAGAUGGUGAUGAUCCCUGUGACUGCUGCUCUGAGUGUGCAACAGCAGGCGAUGUGGAUGGCAUGGUGUCUGGCGCCGUGCACACCACCAUCGCCACCAUCCGCCCGGCUGUACAGAUGAUACCCGUGAGUAGAGAUGGUGAUGAUCCCUGUGACUGCUGCUCUGAGUGUGCAACAGCAGGCGAUGUGGAUGGCAUGGUGUCUGGCGCCGUGCACACCACCAUCGCCACCAUCCGCCCGGCUGUACAGAUGAUCCCCGUGAGUAGAGAUGGUGAUGAUCCCUGUGACUGCUGCUCUGAGUGUGCAACAGCAGGCGAUGUGGAUGGCAUGGUGUCUGGCGCCGUGCACACCACCAUCGCCACCAUCCGCCCGGCUGUACAGAUGAUACCCGUGAGUAGAGAUGGUGAUGAUCCCUGUGACUGCUGCUCUGAGUGUGCAACAGCAGGCGAUGUGGAUGGCAUGGUGUCUGGCGCCGUGCACACCACCAUCGCCACCAUCCGCCCGGCUGUACAGAUGAUCCCCGUGAGUAGAGAUGGUGAUGAUCCCUGUGACUGCUGCUCUGAGUGUGCAACAGCAGGCGAUGUGGAUGGCAUGGUGUCUGGCGCCGUGCACACCACCAUCGCCACCAUCCGCCCGGCUGUACAGAUGAUCCCCGUGAGUAGAGAUGGUGAUGAUCCCUGUGACUGCUGCUCUGAGUGUGCAACAGCAGGCGAUGUGGAUGGCAUGGUGUCUGGCGCCGUGCACACCACCAUCGCCACCAUCCGCCCGGCUGUACAGAUGAUACCCGUGAGUAGAGAUGGUGAUGAUCCCUGUGACUGCUGCUCUGAGUGUGCAACAGCAGGCGAUGUGGAUGGCAUGGUGCCUGGCGCCGUGCACACCACCAUCGCCACCAUCCGCCCGGCUGUACAGAUGAUACCCGUGAGUAGAGAUGGUGAUGAUCCCUGUGACUGCUGCUCUGAGUGUGCAACAGCAGGCGAUGUGGAUGGCAUGGUGUCUGGCGCCGUGCACACCACCAUCGCCACCAUCCGCCCGGCUGUACAGAUGAUACCCGUGAGUAGAGAUGGUGAUGAUCCCUGUGACUGCUGCUCUGAGUGUGCAACAGCAGGCGAUGUGGAUGGCAUGGUGUCUGGCGCCGUGCACACCACCAUCGCCACCAUCCGCCCGGCUGUACAGAUGAUACCCGUGAGUAGAGAUGGUGAUGAUCCCUGUGACUGCUGCUCUGAGUGUGCAACAGCAGGCGAUGUGGAUGGCAUGGUGUCUGGCGCCGUGCACACCACCAUCGCCACCAUCCGCCCGGCUGUACAGAUGAUCCCCGUGAGUAGAGAUGGUGAUGAUCCCUGUGACUGCUGCUCUGAGUGUGCAACAGCAGGCGAUGUGGAUGGCAUGGUGUCUGGCGCCGUGCACACCACCAUCGCCACCAUCCGCCCGGCUGUACAGAUGAUCCCCGUGAGUAGAGAUGGUGAUGAUCCCUGUGACUGCUGCUCUGAGUGUGCAACAGCAGGCGAUGUGGAUGGCAUGGUGUCUGGCGCCGUGCACACCACCAUCGCCACCAUCCGCCCGGCUGUACAGAUGAUACCCGUGAGUAGAGAUGGUGAUGAUCCCUGUGACUGCUGCUCUGAGUGUGCAACAGCAGGCGAUGUGGAUGGCAUGGUGUCUGGCGCCGUGCACACCACCAUCGCCACCAUCCGCCCGGCUGUACAGAUGAUCCCCGUGAGUAGAGAUGGUGAUGAUCCCUGUGACUGCUGCUCUGAGUGUGCAACAGCAGGCGAUGUGGAUGGCAUGGUGUCUGGCGCCGUGCACACCACCAUCGCCACCAUCCGCCCGGCUGUACAGAUGAUACCCGUGAGUAGAGAUGGUGAUGAUCCCUGUGACUGCUGCUCUGAGUGUGCAACAGCAGGCGAUGUGGAUGGCAUGGUGUCUGGCGCCGUGCACACCACCAUCGCCACCAUCCGCCCGGCUGUACAGAUGAUCCCCGUGAGUAGAGAUGGUGAUGAUCCCUGUGACUGCUGCUCUGAGUGUGCAACAGCAGGCGAUGUGGAUGGCAUGGUGUCUGGCGCCGUGCACACCACCAUCGCCACCAUCCGCCCGGCUGUACAGAUGAUCCCCGUGAGUAGAGAUGGUGAUGAUCCCUGUGACUGCUGCUCUGAGUGUGCAACAGCAGGCGAUGUGGAUGGCAUGGUGUCUGGCGCCGUGCACACCACCAUCGCCACCAUCCGCCCGGCUGUACAGAUGAUACCCGUGAGUAGAGAUGGUGAUGAUCCCUGUGACUGCUGCUCUGAGUGUGCAACAGCAGGCGAUGUGGAUGGCAUGGUGUCUGGCGCCGUGCACACCACCAUCGCCACCAUCCGCCCGGCUGUACAGAUGAUACCCGUGAGUAGAGAUGGUGAUGAUCCCUGUGACUGCUGCUCUGAGUGUGCAACAGCAGGCGAUGUGGAUGGCAUGGUGUCUGGCGCCGUGCACACCACCAUCGCCACCAUCCGCCCGGCUGUACAGAUGAUCCCCGUGAGUAGAGAUGGUGAUGAUCCCUGUGACUGCUGCUCUGAGUGUGCAACAGCAGGCGAUGUGGAUGGCAUGGUGUCUGGCGCCGUGCACACCACCAUCGCCACCAUCCGCCCGGCUGUACAGAUGAUCCCCGUGAGUAGAGAUGGUGAUGAUCCCUGUGACUGCUGCUCUGAGUGUGCAACAGCAGGCGAUGUGGAUGGCAUGGUGUCUGGCGCCGUGCACACCACCAUCGCCACCAUCCGCCCGGCUGUACAGAUGAUACCCGUGAGUAGAGAUGGUGAUGAUCCCUGUGACUGCUGCUCUGAGUGUGCAACAGCAGGCGAUGUGGAUGGCAUGGUGUCUGGCGCCGUGCACACCACCAUCGCCACCAUCCGCCCGGCUGUACAGAUGAUCCCCGUGAGUAGAGAUGGUGAUGAUCCCUGUGACUGCUGCUCUGAGUGUGCAACAGCAGGCGAUGUGGAUGGCAUGGUGUCUGGCGCCGUGCACACCACCAUCGCCACCAUCCGCCCGGCUGUACAGAUGAUACCCGUGAGUAGAGAUGGUGAUGAUCCCUGUGACUGCUGCUCUGAGUGUGCAACAGCAGGCGAUGUGGAUGGCAUGGUGUCUGGCGCCGUGCACACCACCAUCGCCACCAUCCGCCCGGCUGUACAGAUGAUACCCGUGAGUAGAGAUGGUGAUGAUCCCUGUGACUGCUGCUCUGAGUGUGCAACAGCAGGCGAUGUGGAUGGCAUGGUGUCUGGCGCCGUGCACACCACCAUCGCCACCAUCCGCCCGGCUGUACAGAUGAUACCCGUGAGUAGAGAUGGUGAUGAUCCCUGUGACUGCUGCUCUGAGUGUGCAACAGCAGGCGAUGUGGAUGGCAUGGUGUCUGGCGCCGUGCACACCACCAUCGCCACCAUCCGCCCGGCUGUACAGAUGAUACCCGUGAGUAGAGAUGGUGAUGAUCCCUGUGACUGCUGCUCUGAGUGUGCAACAGCAGGCGAUGUGGAUGGCAUGGUGUCUGGCGCCGUGCACACCACCAUCGCCACCAUCCGCCCGGCUGUACAGAUGAUACCCGUGAGUAGAGAUGGUGAUGAUCCCUGUGACUGCUGCUCUGAGUGUGCAACAGCAGGCGAUGUGGAUGGCAUGGUGUCUGGCGCCGUGCACACCACCAUCGCCACCAUCCGCCCGGCUGUACAGAUGAUCCCCGUGAGUAGAGAUGGUGAUGAUCCCUGUGACUGCUGCUCUGAGUGUGCAACAGCAGGCGAUGUGGAUGGCAUGGUGUCUGGCGCCGUGCACACCACCAUCGCCACCAUCCGCCCGGCUGUACAGAUGAUACCCGUGAGUAGAGAUGGUGAUGAUCCCUGUGACUGCUGCUCUGAGUGUGCAACAGCAGGCGAUGUGGAUGGCAUGGUGUCUGGCGCCGUGCACACCACCAUCGCCACCAUCCGCCCGGCUGUACAGAUGAUACCCGUGAGUAGAGAUGGUGAUGAUCCCUGUGACUGCUGCUCUGAGUGUGCAACAGCAGGCGAUGUGGAUGGCAUGGUGUCUGGCGCCGUGCACACCACCAUCGCCACCAUCCGCCCGGCUGUACAGAUGAUCCCCGUGAGUAGAGAUGGUGAUGAUCCCUGUGACUGCUGCUCUGAGUGUGCAACAGCAGGCGAUGUGGAUGGCAUGGUGUCUGGCGCCGUGCACACCACCAUCGCCACCAUCCGCCCGGCUGUACAGAUGAUACCCGUGAGUAGAGAUGGUGAUGAUCCCUGUGACUGCUGCUCUGAGUGUGCAACAGCAGGCGAUGUGGAUGGCAUGGUGUCUGGCGCCGUGCACACCACCAUCGCCACCAUCCGCCCGGCUGUACAGAUGAUACCCGUGAGUAGAGAUGGUGAUGAUCCCUGUGACUGCUGCUCUGAGUGUGCAACAGCAGGCGAUGUGGAUGGCAUGGUGUCUGGCGCCGUGCACACCACCAUCGCCACCAUCCGCCCGGCUGUACAGAUGAUACCCGUGAGUAGAGAUGGUGAUGAUCCCUGUGACUGCUGCUCUGAGUGUGCAACAGCAGGCGAUGUGGAUGGCAUGGUGUCUGGCGCCGUGCACACCACCAUCGCCACCAUCCGCCCGGCUGUACAGAUGAUACCCGUGAGUAGAGAUGGUGAUGAUCCCUGUGACUGCUGCUCUGAGUGUGCAUCAGCAGGCGAUGUGGAUGGCAUGGUGUCUGGCGCCGUGCACACCACCAUCGCCACCAUCCGCCCGGCUGUACAGAUGAUCCCCGUGAGUAGAGAUGGUGAUGAUCCCUGUGACUGCUGCUCUGAGUGUGCAACAGCAGGCGAUGUGGAUGGCAUGGUGUCUGGCGCCGUGCACACCACCAUCGCCACCAUCCGCCCGGCUGUACAGAUGAUACCCGUGAGUAGAGAUGGUGAUGAUCCCUGUGACUGCUGCUCUGAGUGUGCAACAGCAGGCGAUGUGGAUGGCAUGGUGUCUGGCGCCGUGCACACCACCAUCGCCACCAUCCGCCCGGCUGUACAGAUGAUACCCGUGAGUAGAGAUGGUGAUGAUCCCUGUGACUGCUGCUCUGAGUGUGCAACAGCAGGCGAUGUGGAUGGCAUGGUGUCUGGCGCCGUGCACACCACCAUCGCCACCAUCCGCCCGGCUGUACAGAUGAUCCCCGUGAGUAGAGAUGGUGAUGAUCCCUGUGACUGCUGCUCUGAGUGUGCAACAGCAGGCGAUGUGGAUGGCAUGGUGUCUGGCGCCGUGCACACCACCAUCGCCACCAUCCGCCCGGCUGUACAGAUGAUACCCGUGAGUAGAGAUGGUGAUGAUCCCUGUGACUGCUGCUCUGAGUGUGCAACAGCAGGCGAUGUGGAUGGCAUGGUGUCUGGCGCCGUGCACACCACCAUCGCCACCAUCCGCCCGGCUGUACAGAUGAUACCCGUGAGUAGAGAUGGUGAUGAUCCCUGUGACUGCUGCUCUGAGUGUGCAACAGCAGGCGAUGUGGAUGGCAUGGUGUCUGGCGCCGUGCACACCACCAUCGCCACCAUCCGCCCGGCUGUACAGAUGAUACCCGUGAGUAGAGAUGGUGAUGAUCCCUGUGACUGCUGCUCUGAGUGUGCAACAGCAGGCGAUGUGGAUGGCAUGGUGUCUGGCGCCGUGCACACCACCAUCGCCACCAUCCGCCCGGCUGUACAGAUGAUACCCGUGAGUAGAGAUGGUGAUGAUCCCUGUGACUGCUGCUCUGAGUGUGCAACAGCAGGCGAUGUGGAUGGCAUGGUGUCUGGCGCCGUGCACACCACCAUCGCCACCAUCCGCCCGGCUGUACAGAUGAUACCCGUGAGUAGAGAUGGUGAUGAUCCCUGUGACUGCUGCUCUGAGUGUGCAACAGCAGGCGAUGUGGAUGGCAUGGUGUCUGGCGCCGUGCACACCACCAUCGCCACCAUCCGCCCGGCUGUACAGAUGAUACCCGUGAGUAGAGAUGGUGAUGAUCCCUGUGACUGCUGCUCUGAGUGUGCAACAGCAGGCGAUGUGGAUGGCAUGGUGUCUGGCGCCGUGCACACCACCAUCGCCACCAUCCGCCCGGCUGUACAGAUGAUACCCGUGAGUAGAGAUGGUGAUGAUCCCUGUGACUGCUGCUCUGAGUGUGCAACAGCAGGCGAUGUGGAUGGCAUGGUGUCUGGCGCCGUGCACACCACCAUCGCCACCAUCCGCCCGGCUGUACAGAUGAUACCCGUGAGUAGAGAUGGUGAUGAUCCCUGUGACUGCUGCUCUGAGUGUGCAACAGCAGGCGAUGUGGAUGGCAUGGUGUCUGGCGCCGUGCACACCACCAUCGCCACCAUCCGCCCGGCUGUACAGAUGAUACCCGUGAGUAGAGAUGGUGAUGGUCCCUGUGACUGCUGCUCUGAGUGUGCAACAGCAGGCGAUGUGGAUGGCAUGGUGUCUGGCGCCGUGCACACCACCAUCGCCACCAUCCGCCCGGCUGUACAGAUGAUACCCGUGAGUAGAGAUGGUGAUGAUCCCUGUGACUGCUGCUCUGAGUGUGCAACAGCAGGCGAUGUGGAUGGCAUGGUGUCUGGCGCCGUGCACACCACCAUCGCCACCAUCCGCCCGGCUGUACAGAUGAUACCCGUGAGUAGAGAUGGUGAUGGUCCCUGUGACUGCUGCUCUGAGUGUGCAACAGCAGGCGAUGUGGAUGGCAUGGUGUCUGGCGCCGUGCACACCACCAUCGCCACCAUCCGCCCGGCUGUACAGAUGAUACCCGUGAGUAGAGAUGGUGAUGAUCCCUGUGACUGCUGCUCUGAGUGUGCAACAGCAGGCGAUGUGGAUGGCAUGGUGUCUGGCGCCGUGCACACCACCAUCGCCACCAUCCGCCCGGCUGUACAGAUGAUACCCGUGAGUAGAGAUGGUGAUGAUCCCUGUGACUGCUGCUCUGAGUGUGCAACAGCAGGCGAUGUGGAUGGCAUGGUGUCUGGCGCCGUGCACACCACCAUCGCCACCAUCCGCCCGGCUGUACAGAUGAUACCCGUGAGUAGAGAUGGUGAUGAUCCCUGUGACUGCUGCUCUGAGUGUGCAACAGCAGGCGAUGUGGAUGGCAUGGUGUCUGGCGCCGUGCACACCACCAUCGCCACCAUCCGCCCGGCUGUACAGAUGAUACCCGUGAGUAGAGAUGGUGAUGAUCCCUGUGACUGCUGCUCUGAGUGUGCAACAGCAGGCGAUGUGGAUGGCAUGGUGUCUGGCGCCGUGCACACCACCAUCGCCACCAUCCGCCCGGCUGUACAGAUGAUACCCGUGAGUAGAGAUGGUGAUGAUCCCUGUGACUGCUGCUCUGAGUGUGCAACAGCAGGCGAUGUGGAUGGCAUGGUGUCUGGCGCCGUGCACACCACCAUCGCCACCAUCCGCCCGGCUGUACAGAUGAUACCCGUGAGUAGAGAUGGUGAUGAUCCCUGUGACUGCUGCUCUGAGUGUGCAACAGCAGGCGAUGUGGAUGGCAUGGUGUCUGGCGCCGUGCACACCACCAUCGCCACCAUCCGCCCGGCUGUACAGAUGAUCCCCGUGAGUAGAGAUGGUGAUGAUCCCUGUGACUGCUGCUCUGAGUGUGCAACAGCAGGCGAUGUGGAUGGCAUGGUGUCUGGCGCCGUGCACACCACCAUCGCCACCAUCCGCCCGGCUGUACAGAUGAUACCCGUGAGUAGAGAUGGUGAUGAUCCCUGUGACUGCUGCUCUGAGUGUGCAACAGCAGGCGAUGUGGAUGGCAUGGUGUCUGGCGCCGUGCACACCACCAUCGCCACCAUCCGCCCGGCUGUACAGAUGAUACCCGUGAGUAGAGAUGGUGAUGAUCCCUGUGACUGCUGCUCUGAGUGUGCAACAGCAGGCGAUGUGGAUGGCAUGGUGUCUGGCGCCGUGCACACCACCAUCGCCACCAUCCGCCCGGCUGUACAGAUGAUACCCGUGAGUAGAGAUGGUGAUGAUCCCUGUGACUGCUGCUCUGAGUGUGCAACAGCAGGCGAUGUGGAUGGCAUGGUGUCUGGCGCCGUGCACACCACCAUCGCCACCAUCCGCCCGGCUGUACAGAUGAUACCCGUGAGUAGAGAUGGUGAUGAUCCCUGUGACUGCUGCUCUGAGUGUGCAACAGCAGGCGAUGUGGAUGGCAUGGUGUCUGGCGCCGUGCACACCACCAUCGCCACCAUCCGCCCGGCUGUACAGAUGAUACCCGUGAGUAGAGAUGGUGAUGAUCCCUGUGACUGCUGCUCUGAGUGUGCAACAGCAGGCGAUGUGGAUGGCAUGGUGUCUGGCGCCGUGCACACCACCAUCGCCACCAUCCGCCCGGCUGUACAGAUGAUACCCGUGAGUAGAGAUGGUGAUGAUCCCUGUGACUGCUGCUCUGAGUGUGCAACAGCAGGCGAUGUGGAUGGCAUGGUGUCUGGCGCCGUGCACACCACCAUCGCCACCAUCCGCCCGGCUGUACAGAUGAUACCCGUGAGUAGAGAUGGUGAUGAUCCCUGUGACUGCUGCUCUGAGUGUGCAACAGCAGGCGAUGUGGAUGGCAUGGUGUCUGGCGCCGUGCACACCACCAUCGCCACCAUCCGCCCGGCUGUACAGAUGAUACCCGUGAGUAGAGAUGGUGAUGAUCCCUGUGACUGCUGCUCUGAGUGUGCAACAGCAGGCGAUGUGGAUGGCAUGGUGUCUGGCGCCGUGCACACCACCAUCGCCACCAUCCGCCCGGCUGUACAGAUGAUACCCGUGAGUAGAGAUGGUGAUGGUCCCUGUGACUGCUGCUCUGAGUGUGCAACAGCAGGCGAUGUGGAUGGCAUGGUGUCUGGCGCCGUGCACACCACCAUCGCCACCAUCCGCCCGGCUGUACAGAUGAUACCCGUGAGUAGAGAUGGUGAUGAUCCCUGUGACUGCUGCUCUGAGUGUGCAACAGCAGGCGAUGUGGAUGGCAUGGUGUCUGGCGCCGUGCACACCACCAUCGCCACCAUCCGCCCGGCUGUACAGAUGAUACCCGUGAGUAGAGAUGGUGAUGGUCCCUGUGACUGCUGCUCUGAGUGUGCAACAGCAGGCGAUGUGGAUGGCAUGGUGUCUGGCGCCGUGCACACCACCAUCGCCACCAUCCGCCCGGCUGUACAGAUGAUACCCGUGAGUAGAGAUGGUGAUGAUCCCUGUGACUGCUGCUCUGAGUGUGCAACAGCAGGCGAUGUGGAUGGCAUGGUGUCUGGCGCCGUGCACACCACCAUCGCCACCAUCCGCCCGGCUGUACAGAUGAUACCCGUGAGUAGAGAUGGUGAUGAUCCCUGUGACUGCUGCUCUGAGUGUGCAACAGCAGGCGAUGUGGAUGGCAUGGUGUCUGGCGCCGUGCACACCACCAUCGCCACCAUCCGCCCGGCUGUACAGAUGAUACCCGUGAGUAGAGAUGGUGAUGAUCCCUGUGACUGCUGCUCUGAGUGUGCAACAGCAGGCGAUGUGGAUGGCAUGGUGUCUGGCGCCGUGCACACCACCAUCGCCACCAUCCGCCCGGCUGUACAGAUGAUACCCGUGAGUAGAGAUGGUGAUGAUCCCUGUGACUGCUGCUCUGAGUGUGCAACAGCAGGCGAUGUGGAUGGCAUGGUGUCUGGCGCCGUGCACACCACCAUCGCCACCAUCCGCCCGGCUGUACAGAUGAUACCCGUGAGUAGAGAUGGUGAUGAUCCCUGUGACUGCUGCUCUGAGUGUGCAACAGCAGGCGAUGUGGAUGGCAUGGUGUCUGGCGCCGUGCACACCACCAUCGCCACCAUCCGCCCGGCUGUACAGAUGAUACCCGUGAGUAGAGAUGGUGAUGAUCCCUGUGACUGCUGCUCUGAGUGUGCAACAGCAGGCGAUGUGGAUGGCAUGGUGUCUGGCGCCGUGCACACCACCAUCGCCACCAUCCGCCCGGCUGUACAGAUGAUACCCGUGAGUAGAGAUGGUGAUGAUCCCUGUGACUGCUGCUCUGAGUGUGCAACAGCAGGCGAUGUGGAUGGCAUGGUGUCUGGCGCCGUGCACACCACCAUCGCCACCAUCCGCCCGGCUGUACAGAUGAUACCCGUGAGUAGAGAUGGUGAUGAUCCCUGCGAUGUGGAUGGCAUGGUGUCUGGCGCCGUGCACACCACCAUCGCCACCAUCCGCCCGGCUGUACAGAUGAUACCCGUGAGUAGAGAUGGUGAUGAUCCCUGUGACUGCUGCUCUGAGUGUGCAACAGCAGGCGAUGUGGAUGGCAUGGUGUCUGGCGCCGUGCACACCACCAUCGCCACCAUCCGCCCGGCUGUACAGAUGAUACCCGUGAGUAGAGAUGGUGAUGGUCCCUGUGACUGCUGCUCUGAGUGUGCAACAGCAGGCGAUGUGGAUGGCAUGGUGUCUGGCGCCGUGCACACCACCAUCGCCACCAUCCGCCCGGCUGUACAGAUGAUACCCGUGAGUAGAGAUGGUGAUGAUCCCUGUGACUGCUGCUCUGAGUGUGCAACAGCAGGCGAUGUGGAUGGCAUGGUGUCUGGCGCCGUGCACACCACCAUCGCCACCAUCCGCCCGGCUGUACAGAUGAUACCCGUGAGUAGAGAUGGUGAUGAUCCCUGUGACUGCUGCUCUGAGUGUGCAACAGCAGGCGAUGUGGAUGGCAUGGUGUCUGGCGCCGUGCACACCACCAUCGCCACCAUCCGCCCGGCUGUACAGAUGAUACCCGUGAGUAGAGAUGGUGAUGGUCCCUGUGACUGCUGCUCUGAGUGUGCAACAGCAGGCGAUGUGGAUGGCAUGGUGUCUGGCGCCGUGCACACCACCAUCGCCACCAUCCGCCCGGCUGUACAGAUGAUACCCGUGAGUAGAGAUGGUGAUGAUCCCUGUGACUGCUGCUCUGAGUGUGCAACAGCAGGCGAUGUGGAUGGCAUGGUGUCUGGCGCCGUGCACACCACCAUCGCCACCAUCCGCCCGGCUGUACAGAUGAUACCCGUGAGUAGAGAUGGUGAUGGUCCCUGUGACUGCUGCUCUGAGUGUGCAACAGCAGGCGAUGUGGAUGGCAUGGUGUCUGGCGCCGUGCACACCACCAUCGCCACCAUCCGCCCGGCUGUACAGAUGAUACCCGUGAGUAGAGAUGGUGAUGAUCCCUGUGACUGCUGCUCUGAGUGUGCAACAGCAGGCGAUGUGGAUGGCAUGGUGUCAGGCUGCAUCCUGCGCUAUCCUGCCAUGAAACUGCCCAACACUGCGAUCAUCUCGAGCGUCUUCUUCAUGUGCCUGCCCGACCAUGUGUACAUCUACGGUGACUGCGCCAUCAACUCCAAUCCGACGGCUGAGGAGCUCGCGAUGAUCGCCAUCUCAUCCGCCGAUACCGCUGCUGCCUUCGGCGUGGAGCCGCGUGUUGCGAUGCUCUCAUAUUCCACUCUGGACGAGCGCAAGGAAGACACCAUAGUGCAGAAGGUGGUGCGGGCAACGCAGCUGGUGAAGCAGCAGCGGCCGGACCUGCUGGUGGAGGGACCCCUGCAGUACGACGCUGCUGUCAACCCCAUGGCCGCCCACAACAAGAUGGACGGCAGAGAGUCCGACGUGGCCGGCAAGGCCUCAGUCCUCAUAUUCCCAGACCUCAACACAGGCAACAACACCUACAAGGCCGUGCAACAGGCCACAGGAGCCAUCGCGAUGGGACCGGUGCUGCAGGGGUUGAGUCGGCCGGUGAAUGAUUUGAGCCGUGGGUGCACCACCAAGGACAUUGUUAACACCAUUGCCAUCACCAGCGUGCAAGCUGCUGCUGGCAAGGCGGCGCGCGCAGCACAAGAGGCCGCCGCUUAA